This is a messenger RNA of Eruca vesicaria subsp. sativa (arugula), 1803 nucleotides long. NCBI's taxonomy places the organism in Eukaryota, Viridiplantae, Streptophyta, Magnoliopsida, Brassicales, Brassicaceae. The record is from the annotation of a GenBank genome assembly.
UAGUCAACCCCUAAGUCAAACACUUUAGUGAAGCCCACACAGACCCCGUGCCGUCUCAAACCUUUAAAACAAAACAUCCUGCCGUUCUCACUCAUCACUCAAACAUAAUCAUCAUCUUCGUUUUCGAUAUACGGCGGAGGUAAUCGCCGGAGCUCUCACUAAAAUGGCGAAAUCUCUACACUUCACAAGACUAAUGAUAUCUUCUUCAGCAAGAAUGCCUCCAACUUCUCACUUCCCCUUCUCAAUCAAACCUAGCAACAUCCAUAAACCCUUCUUCUUCUUCUCCUCUUCCUCAACACGCUACCCACUUCAAUACGAGAUGAUCAUCAACCGCCCCACACAAUCCUCCCUCUCCCACCACCAACGCCGACCUCCUCGCCCCAUCGAAUCCACUUCCUCUUCUUCCCCCGACCCGGAUUUCGAUUCCUGGGUCGAUAACAAACUCUCCUCGGAGCUCGAAAAGGGCCGACCCGGGUCGUGCCCCCCGGAGAUGGACAAGGAGAAGAGGAAGUACUAUAGCAAGAGGAGGAAGAGGCUGUACGGGUCCGAUUCGGAGGAUGAGGAAAGGAGGAGGGAAUCAGAGGAAGGGUUUGUGGAGUUGAAGCCUGAGGUUGUGGAGUUUGAUAGGUUGCAUCAGAGGGAAGAGGAGUUGUUUUUUUACGAUGCGUUUGCGUAUCCUUGGGAGAAGGAUAAGCAUUAUAAGAUGGUUUAUCAGUUGGAGAAGAAGUAUUUUCCUGAUCAGUGUUUGGAUAAGGCCUUUUUGCAGCCUGGUGAGGCUUCUCCCUCCCGGAAAGUUAAGGGGAAGAAGAAUGUAGCUGAUGAUGAUGAAAAGUUGGUGUUUUUUGAUGAAGUGAAGGAGAAGGAGAAGGUGGAGGAGAGUGUUAGUGAGAAGAAAGUUGAACAGUUUUUUAAGGGUUUGACGACGAAGGCUAACAAUGAGAGAGGUGUGGCUAGUGGUGGUGGUGGUGGUGAUGGAGAGCCUUUUCUUGUGAUGAGGAAUGGUGAGCUUCCUUCUAGAUGGGAUGGUCCUAAUGGUACUGUUGUUUUGGUGAACAAACCCAAAGGAUGGACUUCUUUUACCGUGUGUGGUAAGCUACGAAGAAUAGUCAAAGUGAAAAAGGUUGGUCAUGCUGGAACACUUGAUCCUAUGGCUACUGGUCUCUUAAUCGUUUGUGUUGGUAAAGCCACCAAGGUGGUUGACAGAUACCAAGGGAUGAUCAAAGGUUAUAGUGGAGUUUUUCGUCUUGGUGAAGCCACUUCAACUUUAGACGCUGACUCUCCUGUGAUUCAACGAGAGUCUUGGGAGCAUAUUAAAGACGAUGACAUUAAGAAAGCUUUGACAUCCUUUCUUGGUGAGAUAUGGCAAGUUCCUCCAAUGUUCUCAGCUAUAAAAGUUGGAGGUGAGAAAAUGUAUGACAAGGCAAGAAGAGGAGAAACCGUGGAGCUUUCUCCCAGACGUAUCUCGAUUUUCCAGUUUGACGUUGAACGCAGUUUAGAUGACAGACAAAAUCUGAUCUUCCGAGUUGUAUGCUCCAAGGGUACAUACAUUAGAUCUCUCUGUGCAGAUCUUGCUAAAGCUCUUGGAAGUUGUGCUCACCUCACUGCUCUCCGGCGAGAUUCAAUCGGUGAAUACUCUGCUAACGAUGCUUGGGAGUUCAAUGAGUUAGAAGCAGCAAUUACAAAGAACUACUUCUAGAAAAAAACGACAUCUGCUUUGGUAGACGUUUCCAUAAAUGAGUAGAAGAUCCAUCAAUGGUGGAUUCUUGGUCACAAACAAAGGUUACAGAUGCUUACAUAGAUCAU